AUCUCGUAACAAGUAUUAGAAGCAUAAUGUCUGAACCCGUACCAGGAGUCUAUACAUUUAACAUGCUGAAUCUGAAUUUCUGUCAAAAGUUAAUACACGAGGUGAAACAUUUCGAAGCGUGGGCUCGCAACACGGACUCUAGCAUCUUGCGCCCGAACACAGGGAAUGGAUACGGUGUUUCUCUUGAUGACAUUGGCAUGAAAGCCACACUUGAUAAGCUAAUGGAAGAUUACAUAAGCCUUAUUUCAAGAGUUUUGUUUCCUGAUGUUGGAGGAGGUUCUCUUGAUUCCCGUCAUGGGUAUGUACUUCAAUAUGGAAGGGAUAAAGUUAUUAAAGAGGUUUCAGAUUUGCAUGUGGAUGACUCAGAAGUAACCUUACAUGUAUGUUUGGGCAAUCAGUUUGCUGGUGGGGAGUUGGUUUUCGGAGGUCAACGGUGUAAGGACCAUGUGAACGGUGGAACACAUAUUGAGAAGGAAUUCGACUAUCUCUUACCUGUCGGUGGACAAGCAAUUAUUCACCGUGGUUGUCGACUAUAUGGUGCGAAACCCAUCAAAUUCGGACAUAGAUAUAACUUUUUGAUGUGGUUCAAAAGUUCUGUAUUUAGAGAGCUGCAAUCACAUGAUAAAGGAUUUAAAGACUUUUGUGAUGAAUGUCAAAGCCAGAAGAUUGCAAGGCUUAAUGAGUGGGUGGCUGCGAAGAAAAAGGGGUUGGGCUUGUAG
Molecule: messenger RNA, 719 nt
Organism: Helianthus annuus (common sunflower)
Lineage: Eukaryota; Viridiplantae; Streptophyta; Magnoliopsida; Asterales; Asteraceae
Product: 2-oxoglutarate and iron-dependent oxygenase domain-containing protein CP2
Exons: 7
Coding region: 27-719 (230 amino acids)
Molecular function (GO): iron ion binding; oxidoreductase activity, acting on paired donors, with incorporation or reduction of molecular oxygen; L-ascorbic acid binding
Source: RefSeq, a predicted model, not a curated record